Vitrella brassicaformis is the source of this 1055-nucleotide messenger RNA. The record is from the annotation of a GenBank genome assembly. Lineage: Eukaryota; Vitrellaceae.
CUCUCAUUUUGCACUCGUAUGGCUCUCGGCAAAUUAUGCACUCUCGUCCAUGGAAGUCAUUCACAAAACACUCUACCACAUACACAGACACAACCAUCGUGUGACAUACGUUAACUCAUAGCGCAACAGCAGGCAGAGUCUGUCGGUCUCUGAUGAAAUGAACUGCGUCAACAUCGACCAACCCUCAAUCAUGCGACAAACAUGUCAGCACCAUCCUCAGCGCCCGCCUGGCGUAUCUUCUACCGGCGCCGCCCACCACGCACACACAUACUCGCACUACGCGCCAACGCAACAGACAGCCGAGCACGAACCCACCCCAUCACCUGGCCAUACGACUUUUCUGCCCACGCAGCCUUGGUGCGCAGCUUCUCAACUAGGCGGCUGAAAAAACCAUUGGCCUCUCUGCCCCACACACCAUGCACGGUGACGCACAAGGGGGUGAAGUGAAUGAACUUGUCCUCGCACAUACGCCUGUGGUGGGCCUUCUUGGCUUUGGCCUUGUUCUUGAGGAUGGAGGCGGUGGAUUGCUUGCGGUAGGACGGUGCGUCAGCGUUUGUCACGCAUAAGUCGAACGACACGUCCUUCUGCCUCUCCCACACCCCUCUCACCACCAUGUCCGUCCGCACCCCCUUCUCCCCCUCCUCGGGCUCCACAAUCACCACCUCCUUCCUGACCGCCGACUCGCCCCAAGCCUUGGCAAAAAGGUCGCACAGCACGUCCACCACCUCGUUGUGCCACCGAAUCACCAACCCACCCACCCCACAGUUGAGGGCGUGGUCGAGCGAAUAUACAGCCCCGCAGCCGUCACAGUGGGUGGGCAUUUUGGGAGGUUCAUAGGCGUACCGGAUGGCCAUGUUGUCGCGGAACUCGUCAAGCGUCAGGUCGGUGUGGUCCUCUGCGUUAGGCCGGCAAGUCACCCACCCGGCCGUCUUGGCGUCGAUCGCCCGGUGGACCGCCCGUCGUCUCUCUGCGGGCAGCUGCUGAUGGCCGUCCUCGAAGCGCUCCCUGGCUGCCUCAUCGGUCGCCAGCCGCCCCUCCUUGACCGCUUGCUGCAU